AUGGCAACUGAAUUUCAAAGCCUAUAUCAACAUUGCAAUCCUGAACAGUUGGAGGUUUACAAUGCUGUUCUCAGUUCUGUGGAGAAGAAGGAAGAAGGUCUUUUUUUUGUAUAUGGCUCCGGAGGAUGUGGUAAAACUUACGUCUGGAAGACAUUGAUUUACAAGCUCCGGUCACUUGGCCAGAUUCUUUUACCGGUGGCUUCAUCUGGAAUUGCUGCCACCCUAAUGCCAGGCGGUCGCACUGCACAUUCCCGCUUCAAAAUUCCUAUAAUGCUUGAUGACUAUUCCUCAUGUGCUAUAACUCAUGAUUCUAAUAUAGCUGAGCUGAUUAGAAAUACAAGUCUAAUCAUAUGGGAUGAAGCACCUAUGCAACAUAGGUACGCAUUUGAAUGUCUCGAUCGUUCUUUACGAGAUAUAAUGAAAUCUGUUGAUCCAAACAGAUACCAAAUGCCAUUUGGAGGGAUUACAGUUCUCUUAGGCGGUGACUUUCGUCAGAUCCUCCCAGUCAUAAGUUAUGCCUCUUGUGGUGACAUUGUCUCUGCAUGCAUCACGCAAUCAUUGUUGUGGUGUCAUGCCAAAAUUUUUAUCCUUCAUCGCAAUAUGAGACUGAAUCAAGGAAGCACUGCAGAGGAGGUUGAAGAAUUGCGUCAAUUUGCUGAAUGGGUGUUGAAAAUAGGUAAUGGUACUCUCAAACCUCCUCCACAAUCUGAUAUAACCUAUGAAAAAGAUGACAUUGUUUUACCUAUCAACUUUUGUGAUCCUGAUGUACUGAAUUCUGUUGAGAACAUGAUAGAGUGGACUUAUCCAGACUUGAUGGAAAAUUACAUGUCACCUAGCUAUAUAAGUGAAAGAGCUAUACUGACUCCUACUAACCAGGUAGUUGGGCAUUUGAAUUCUCAAAUUGUUGAAAACCUGCGUGGUGAACACCACACCUAUUUUAGUGUGGAUCGAGCUGAAGACUACGGUGGUACUGCAUCUAAUUUGGGGUUUGCUUUUCCACCAGAGUAUUUGAACGCUUUCAACAUUUCUGGACUUCCUGCUCAUGAUUUGAAACUCAAAGUUGGUGCUGCUGUCAUGUUAAUGCGCAAUCUCAAUCAAACUCUUGGGCUAUGUAAUGGUACCAGAAUGGUGGUGACAAAGUGUUUGCGAAAUUGUGUUGAAUGCGAGGUCAUCUGUGGAGCUUUCGUUGGUUCAAGACACUUCAUUCCUAGAAUGGAGUUAUCCCCGACUGAUACCAAACUGCCUUUCAAGCUCAUAAGGAAACAAAUGCCGCUUCAGAUAUGUUAUUCUAUGACUAUCAAGGGCUCUAAUACCAAUCUGUUGGAGUUUUUGAUUAAAUAUUAA
Molecule: messenger RNA, 1344 nt
Organism: Daucus carota subsp. sativus
Lineage: Eukaryota; Viridiplantae; Streptophyta; Magnoliopsida; Apiales; Apiaceae
Exons: 1
Coding region: 1-1344 (447 amino acids)
Biological process (GO): telomere maintenance; DNA repair
Molecular function (GO): DNA helicase activity
Source: RefSeq, a predicted model, not a curated record